This is a messenger RNA of Diaporthe batatas, 2272 nucleotides long. RefSeq lists its product as uncharacterized. The transcript is spliced from 2 exons. Gene Ontology annotation, cellular component: cytoplasm; late endosome. Gene Ontology annotation, molecular function: oxidoreductase activity. The record is from RefSeq and is a predicted model, not a curated record. NCBI's taxonomy places the organism in Eukaryota, Fungi, Ascomycota, Sordariomycetes, Diaporthales, Diaporthaceae. Gene Ontology annotation, biological process: retrograde transport, endosome to Golgi. The coding region runs from base 246 to 1514 and encodes 422 amino acids.
GGCGAGCGUAGUCGGUCUGCCUUGGCUUGGCCUGCCUUGCCUGGCAGAUAGUCCAAUCAGCAACUCGCAGUCGCAGUCGCAGUCACAGGCGUGGGCGUGGGCGUGGGCGUGGUUGCUUCUCCCCCAGGCAGGCUGGCCUUGCUGUUGGGCCUCGCUGUUGGCUCUUGUCCCAGCAGCUUCCCAGACGGCCUCGAUAGCACGCACCCUCUGAUGUACCCAUCUCCCACCAACACCCGGAUCUUGAAAUGGCAGACACCGUCAUCGUCGGCGCUGGCAUAAUUGGCGUGUCUACCGCACUCUACCUCUCCAAGCACCAACCGGGCGGGACCAUCCACCUCGUCGACUCCUCCCCAGAGCUUUUUGCCUCGGCCUCUGGCUACGCCGGUGGUUUCCUGGCCAGGGACUGGUUUGGGCCUGGCGUCGCCUCCCUGGCCGCCCAGAGCUUCGACGAGCACAAGAGACUGGCGGACCUUCACGACGGCGCCUCCAAGUGGGGCUACUCCAGGAGCACCUCCCUCAGCUACACUGCGGCUUCCCAGACUACCGGCAGGAGGAGCCAGAGGGGCGAGGACUGGCUACGUUAUGGGAGAAGUAGGCCUGAUGCCGCUGCCGGCUCUGCCCCUGACUGCCCCGACGGCCACGACGGCCACGACGCCCAGAUGCUGCCGCCCUGGCUGUUGCGAGAGGACGGCGACACAGUAAAGCCAAUAGGCGAUGACAGGACUACCGCCCAGGUCGACCCGCUCCAGCUGUGCCGCUUCUUGCUCAAACAGUGCCUCGACAGCGGCGUACACCUCUCCCAGCCUGCCAGGGCCGUGGCCAUCAUGAAAGACGUCCGGGGCCAACUGUCUGGCCUGAGGGUUGCCGACACCCAGUCGUCAACCGAAACCGAUGUGCCUUGUGCUAGGCUGGUCAUCGCGGCUGGUGCGUGGUCGCCACAGGUAUUUCAAGAGCUCUUCCCAAAAACACAGAGCCAGUUGCCCAUAUCGAGCCUGGCGGGCCAUUCGCUGGUCCUCAAAUCACCCCGAUGGACAGCAGAAAUGGAAAGGCGGGGAUGCCACGCUCUGUAUGCCACAAGCAAGACCGGGUUCUCGCCCGAGAUAUUCUCACGCAUCGGGGGGCAGCUCUAUGUGGCCGGGCUGAACACAGACGAGAUACCCUUGCCAGAACUGGCGACGGAGAAGCCCAUCUCUGUGGACGCUAUCGACCAGCUCAAGAGGGUGGCUGCCAGGCUCCUCGGCGAGGGCGGCGCGGUCGACGACCUUGAGGUCGUGAGGGAGGGCCUGUGUUUCCGGCCGGUUACGCCCUACGGCACCCCUAUAAUCUCAAGAAUCGACGACGUGCACCUAGAGGAAGGCAUCGCCACGCGUCCUGGUGCAGAAGGCGGCGUGUUCCUAGCUGCAGGCCACGGACCGUGGGGUAUUUCCCUCUCUCUUGGGACGGGAAAGGUGCUCGCGGAGAUGGCACAAGGGCGCCGCAUUAGCGCUGAUGUGAGUUCGCUGAUGUUGUGGUGACACGGCAUGUUUCCUCGAGCGACUGCCGUGGUUCUCAUCAAGACAGAUUGCUCCCGCCUUACGAAGCCCAUUGGGUGCCCGGCCGACCUGGCUGGACGGUAAUAGCAGCAUUUUAAUGGUCCCUGGACAGGAUUCGGGCAUUUUCAUACGGAUGGAUUCAGAACUGGCUGUGGUAGAUUGAGGAGUCAGCCCCCUUUACGCAAUGCCUCCACGUUGGGGCUAAAUACAGCACGAUGGGCUUGUUGCCCGCCCGCCACCUUGCAGGUGCGUGCAGCUUGAGAGCAAUGAUGAUCUCGUGCUUAUUAGUGAUUGCGUACUGCUUGGUAGUAAUGGCAAGUAAUCUGAGGCGAGGCGAGGUCGGGGUAAAGGAGGUGAGGUCUUGGACGGGAAGGGGGGUCGUCGUCGCGGAUGAUCCCGAAGCGGCAGGCCUGUGCCAAACACAUAUCUUGUCAGUCAGGCUGCCUAUCAGGUAAGCCGAACGGAAUCAUGUGAAGGCCCCGGAGGUCCCUGUUACUGGAGGACCCAGAACGGCGGCAGUGAUCCAGCCUGUCGGUGCAGGCCUACCCACUCAGGUGCGAGAUCAAUUGUGACUGUGACGGACCUGGCAGCCUCUGGGCUACGGAGUCAGGGAGCGCGCCGUACGUGCACUACUCCCAUCGUCCGACAUGCGGCAGUAGUCACACCAUGGUCGGCCCGGGGCUUGCUGUGUACUAUUACAGACACCCAGAAAGAAAGCUGGCAGGCUGGACAGGCCCAGC